CACGAGUGGAGCGCAGCGCACCAGACUGGGAGCGCACGGAAACUUGUAGAGAGCAAUAUUAUUAUUUUUUUUAAAUUGACUGACAGGAAAUAUAGCUACAAUUGUAAUACAACUCAUCCUUCAUUUUCUUUUUUUGCAAGAGCAUGACGACUGCUGCUCAUAUGACUGAUUUGACUUGAGGCUACAGGAGAGAAAGCGAAAUGGAGACAUUUACAAUACACGACAUGCUCAUGAAUUCAACUGACCUGAACAAGAUUUUAUGUAAUUUUGGGAUCAAGAACAUUUCGGAGUGCGAGAGCGAGCAGGAACCUUCACCUGAACCUCAAGACAUCAACCAGACGGUGCGGAUCGUCCUCUACAGCCUCAUCUUCCUCCUCAGCGUCCUGGGCAACAGCCUCAUCAUCGCUGUCCUGGUGAGGAACAGGCGCAUGAGGACCGUCACCAACCUGUUUCUGCUGUCUCUGGCCAUCAGCGACCUGAUGGUUUCUCUGGUCUGCAUCCCCUUCACCCUCAUCCCCAACCUCAUGAGGGACUUUGUCUUCGGCACCGGCAUGUGCAAGCUGGUCAUGUACUUCAUGGGUGUCUCAGUGAGUGUUUCCACGUUCAACUUGGUGGCCAUCUCCCUGGAGCGCUACAGCGCCAUUUGCAACCCGCUGACCUCCAGGGUGUGGCAAACCAAAUCCCAUGCCGCCAAGGUCAUCACUGCCACCUGGGUGGCGUCCUUCAUCCUGAUGCUGCCGUACCCCAUCUCUAGCACCCUCAAGCCCUUCACCCGCAUCAACAACAGCACCGGGCACAUGUGCCGCCUGGUGUGGCCCAACGACGUCAUCCAGCAGUCCUGGUAUGUGUCCCUGCUGCUGCUGCUCUUCCUAAUCCCCGGGAUCGUCAUGAUGACAGCCUAUGGACUCAUUUGCCUGGAGCUCUUCCGCGGCAUCACGUUUGAGAUGUCCAGCAGGAAAUCUAGCAGAGAAAGACAAUCCAGCACUGGAAGCAUCAAGCCCGGUGACAGUGAUGGCUGUUACCUGCAGCCGUCUAAAAAGAAGAGCAUCACAGUGAGUACAGGCACCUCCAGCAGCAAGCCCAUGGUGGGCCGUGUGUCCAGCAGCAGCUCUACAGCCAACCUGAUGGCCAAAAAGCGUGUGAUCCGCAUGCUCCUGGUCAUAGUCUUCCUCUUUUUCCUGUGCUGGACUCCCGUCUUUGUGGUCAACGCGUGGCAGGCUUUCGACCGGCGCUCGGCCUACCGCCUGACCGGGGCGCCCAUCUCCUUCAUCCACCUGCUGUCCUACACCUCGGCCUGCGUCAACCCCAUCAUUUACUGCUUCAUGAACAAGCGCUUCCGCCAGGGCAUGCUGGCCACGUUCACCUGCUGCAGCUGCUUAAGGAGGAGCGGUGGAGGGAGCGGCGGCUUGGGGAGAUCAGCUGGAACUGGGGUGGCUAAAGGGGAAGUGGGCAGAUUAAGAGCAGGGCCAAAGACCACUGAGCAGAAUGGUCAUACCCCGCCAAGCGGAGCCAGCACACGCUUCACCUACACCGGCAUCCGUGCAUCAGCCUGGAGUGAGCUGACUUAAACUGGAUUGAUGCGUAUGUGUGCGAGCUCUGGCCUGAGUGCAAACACUUGGAGGGAAUCGGCUGUGUUGUUUUAGCGUAAAGUCCUCACAGUGCUUAUACGACUAGUUUAUGAGCAGAUACGCUGCUUUAGCUUGAAGUGUGACAUGGCAAUGUGCAAUAGGUAAUGACUGUGGAGCAGCAGAGUAGAUUCAGUGCUCUCACAGCAGAUCAACACUGCCAGAUGUUUCCCUAAAGCUUGCAGUGUCCUGGAUGGCUGACUAAUGCCUGAUCAUAUAAAGCCUUGAAGGGCCUCAAGUCUGACAUAGCAAGGGAGUGUUUUUAUGAAGCACAAUGCCAAUUAAUCUCACAACCACUCUCCAUAUACUCUCUUCAAACACAUUACAGAGACCAAAUAGUCUUUCCAUACAGUUCAUUGUUUGCACCAGGUGAGAAAUAUCUAAAAGCACAAUCUGUGCCAGAAGGAUUAGACUACACCAUUGGAUUAGUUCGUCCAAAUUACAAGAAAUGUAUAUAUUUUCUUACUUACCAGUCAUGAAAACAGUUCACAUCAAGAUCAUCUUCACCUAAAUUGAAUACAAUGUUAAUGACAUUUGCCUAGAAGUCGGGAAAAUAAAUGUAAAAAGUAAACACAAAAUAGUCAGCAGUGAUGUAAACUAUUUAUGAUUUGUAGGAAAACGGCUAAAACAUGAAACGUAAAAACAAAAAAACAUACUUAUAUUUGUAAACAGGCUUGUAUUUGUCAUAUUCAGCAGCGGCUGCCUGUCACACUGCAAUGUAACUGUAAUCAGCAGCUUCGAAACAGUCCUCCAGCGCACAAAUAGUUCUGCUUUUGUCCUUGACCCACUGUGUGUGUGUGUGUGUGUGUGUGUGUGUGUGUGUGUGUGUCUCUCUACAGGGGUUGUACUGCGUACUAUAACUGGAGAGGCCUUAUCAUUUUGUGGGACUUUGAACACCUGUAUCCCCUCCUCUUCAAAGCAAAUUCCCGGCAUUACCCACCUGAUUUCCACAGAUUCAUACUGUUAAAUAUAGCGUAUAGUUUAUGUAGCAACUUAUUCCCAUUUUGUUUUACUGUAUCAAUAUGUUGCAAUGUUAAUAUUGUUGUAUACAUUCUUACUUAAGGGUUUGAUGCAUUAAUGGAGAUUUUGAAGCAUUUUGUUUUUUUGCAUGAUAAUGUGCCUAAUUUGAUGGAAGGCCUGUUAAACCUGCACAUAAUUGAAUGUAACCAGUGAUUUUACAGGUUGAUAUACAUCUGAAAUUGGUUCUAGGGACUGCGUUGUGUUCUUUUGGUAAUGCACAGACACACAAGCCAUCUCCUAAUAACCAACGUCUGGUUGACCAUAUAAAGACCUCGAGCGCCCGGUGUGCAAAUGCAUCUGCAAAGGCUGGGGGCAGAGUAACUUGGGAGCUUUUAACAGCUUUAAUAAAAGUGGAUCUAAAGAACAGAGGACAUUAGGGCCCAGACAAGUGGCAGAAAGAAAAGGUGGAAUCUGCUGGGACUUCUUCCCAAGGAUAAGAGCUCCACGUGGGCUUGGUAGAUUGCUAAAGCCCUGGGAGAUGCUGUCACUGAAGAUGCACGUCUGGGUUAUUCAUUUCUUUCCGCUAAAUCCUGAAUUAUUUGUUAUGUUAUUUGAGUAAAGUGUUUUUUUUUUUGUUUUUUUUUUAAAAGGACAUGCUUACACUUCUGACGACAAGUAAAAACAUAACACAAAGUGAGAUUUUAUAUCACUUUUUUAUUUCUCAUUUUUAUGCCAAUAUUGCAAGUUUUUUUUUUUCUAGGUUUUUUUUCUUCUUUUAAUGACAUACAGAUUUGAGCAUGAUCUGGAGCUGCAAUAUGUACAAAAACAAAACUAACGUAUGUUAUCAAAAAAAA
Sander lucioperca (pikeperch) is the source of this 3439-nucleotide messenger RNA. RefSeq names its product cholecystokinin A receptor (gene cckar). Gene Ontology annotation, molecular function: gastrin receptor activity; neuropeptide receptor activity. The record is from RefSeq and is a predicted model, not a curated record. Lineage: Eukaryota; Metazoa; Chordata; Actinopteri; Perciformes; Percidae. Gene Ontology annotation, biological process: neuropeptide signaling pathway. Bases 201 to 1568 code for a protein of 455 amino acids. The transcript has 5 exons. Gene Ontology annotation, cellular component: membrane.